AUGCUUUCUGCGCAAAGUGCCAGCCAAAGUGACCCCUUCAGCCUGAAUGUUCUCUAUGGCCCAGACACCCCCUCCAUUUCCCCCUCAGACUCCCAUUACCCACCAGGGGAAAACCUCAACCUCUCCUGCCAUGCAGCCUCUAACCCACCUGCACAGUAUUCUUGCCUUAUUAAUGGAGCCCAGCCACCCACAUGUGAGCUCUUUAUCCCCAGCAUCACUGCAAGUGACAGUGGGUCCUAUACCUGCAUCACCCAUAACUCUGUCACUGGCUAUAACAGGACCACAGUCAGGACCAUCACAGUGACUGAGCAUGUGCAGAAGCCCUCCAUCCGAGCCAGGAGCACCACCAUCACAGAGCAAAUGGACACCAUAGUCUUGACCUGCCUCACAAAUGACACUGGGGUCUCCAUCUGGUGGUUCUUCAAUGACCAGAGACUCCUGCUCACAGAGAGGAUGAAGCUGUCCCGGGACAACAGCACCCUCACCAUAGAGCCCGUCUUCAUGUGGUACGAUGCUGGGGUUUAUCAGUGUGAGGUCUCCAACCCCGGCAGCACCAGCAAAAGUGAACCCCUCAGAUUGCGUAUACAAUUGUAUGACGACACUGGCUACCACGUGUGGACCAUCGCUGGCAUCGUGAUUGGGGUCCUCGUCCUGGCUCUGGGGACCUCCCUGGGGUGUUUCCUGUACCACAGGAGAUCUAGAAGGACUUGCUGCACCCGAGCACAGACGUGUACUGCCGCAUCAGCCCCACAGCCGACGGGGCUUCCUAGUUCCUCCAGCUCUCAGUCCUUCCCUGAGGGCCCAGGAUGGGUGCUGUUCCCAUAUAGGUCCACUCAGGCCACGUUCAUCAUCUUCCUCCACCAUGAACUGCCUGUGGGCAGCCUGGACUUGGUCCUGCUGACCCUGAGGGUCCUGACCAGACCCAGAACCCCUGACCCAGAACGCCUGACCCAGAUCCAAGGUGAUGUCAGCAUCAGGCAGGACUGA
Molecule: messenger RNA, 987 nt
Organism: Phyllostomus hastatus (greater spear-nosed bat)
Lineage: Eukaryota; Metazoa; Chordata; Mammalia; Chiroptera; Phyllostomidae
Product: carcinoembryonic antigen-related cell adhesion molecule 1-like
Biological process (GO): regulation of immune system process; signal transduction
Cellular component (GO): plasma membrane; cell surface
Molecular function (GO): protein tyrosine kinase binding
Source: RefSeq, a predicted model, not a curated record